AUGAUUCUUAAGAUUGAUCUCGAGAAGGCCUAUGACAUGCUGCGGUGGGAUUUCCUUCGUGAUACCCUGAAGGAAGUAGGUCUUCCUAGCUCUUGGAUCAGUUGUAUCAUGUAUUGCGUGGAGCAGAACAAUAUGCGGGUUCUUUGGAAUGGCAAACUCUCCCAAUCCAUCACUCCCACUCGUGGAGUUCGCCAGGGAGAUCCUCUUUCGCCUUAUCUUUUUGUCUUAUGCAUGGAGCAUUUAUCUCACAGGAUCGACGCGGUCCUUUAUAGUGGACAAUGGAAGCACAUUAGGCUCACUAAGAAUGGACCGCCUCUCACCCAUCUUUUCUUUGCAGAUGACCUCUUGCUCUUCGCAGAAGCAGAAACGAGACAGAUAAGGAUCAUCAAGUAG
Linum trigynum is the source of this 393-nucleotide messenger RNA. NCBI's taxonomy places the organism in Eukaryota, Viridiplantae, Streptophyta, Magnoliopsida, Malpighiales, Linaceae. The record is from the annotation of a GenBank genome assembly.